CUUGUACACCUGACACUGAACUCGUGGCCUAAAGAAACACUGCGAAGACAGAGUGUCACGAAUAUAGAGACCUGUCGACGCAAACAAGCUGAACUCACAACUUGUCACUUGAUACCGCCUGUUAUAUUAGGACACUUUGCUGGGCCUGCACGACUCUUCCGUAUGCGAGGGCGAGUGUGUCUACAUGUGCACUUCAUCAUAGCAUCAGGGGGCUCUCCCACUCUCAUUGUUUUCUCUUUUCCUUCUUCAUCAAAAGGAGGACUGUCCUUCAGACAGCAGACGACAAGGACCUCACUGUGGCCAUGACGCUGACAGGGAUGUCUCUGGUGGCCAUAGUCGUUGUUGUGACCUCCUUGCUGGGCAAGGUGAAAGGUCAGAUAUCCGUGACCCAGGAUGAACUCGACCGCUGGGCGGAGGACCUGGACGUGCGGUGGGCAGUGGUGACCAACACCAGGGAGGUGGAGAGGUUCCAGGCCAGUCUGACCCUCACGAACCGCGGGUCACUGGCGCUGAGUUACGGCAACUGGUCCUUGUACCUGUACUCCGUCUACACCAUGGAACCGGAGCACCUGCAAAGAACCGGGAUGUCAUACAAGCUGCCAGGACAAGGGCUGCAACUGACUUUCGUCCAAGGAAUGCUGUAUAAAAUUACCCCGACUCCUGAUUUCCGACCUCUACUUGCUGGUGGCAAACGAGUACUGCGGCUGAGGAUGAAGUUCUGGAGUGUGGCCCGGACUGAUCUUUUCCCCAACUGGUUCUUGACGGGUCCCGCGGGCACAGAGCCCCGGAUACUGCGCAGCACGCAGGGCGACGACCUCGACUUCGUGGCCCCCUUCGCCGACCUCAGCCAGCAGAAGCGAUACGACUUUGAUGCAUACGCGGCACGCACGGCACAGGAACGUUACGACCGCAACUUCGUCCCCUUCCCCGGGGAUGCCUCCGAGGUGCGGGUGGUGCCCAGGCCUCACCAGUUGUCGCUCCUGGGUGGCGCUGUGCAGCUGACGCAGUCGUGGCGCAUUUAUGACGCUUCCCUCAACGGACAACUGGCCAACGAGGUGGCUUAUCUACAAGGAAAACUGUCCGAUCUCUCCAUCGUGAACACCUCAUCAGAGCCUGUCACCCACGUGAUCAAACUCAGUACAGGAACUGUCGCCUUUGACGGAAAUUCUUCUACCAUCAUCUCGGACAGCGACGACAGCUACGUUCUGCGCGUGAACAGCGCCAACAGCUCCAUAGACAUCACAGGCAAGGGGGCCAGCGGCGUGUUCUACGGGAUACAGACGUUGCUGGCCCUGCUGCGCGACACGAGGACGGUGCCUGCAGUACUCGUGCGAGACGCACCGCGCUUCCGGUUCCGGGGUCUAUUUUUAGACCUGUCACGCAACUUCCGUACGGCAGAGGAGAUCGAGCGGGUGAUGGAGGCGAUGGUUGUGUACAAGCUGAACAAACUGCACCUGCACCUUGCCGACGACGAGGGCUGGCGUAUCCAGAUCGACGGCCUGCCGGAACUGACGAGUGUGGGUGCGCAGCGCUGUUACGACCUGCAGGAAGUCACGUGCCUUCUGCCGCAGCUGGGCUCCGGCCCCUAUUCAAACAACUCCGGGUCCGGGUACCUGUCUCGUAAAGAGUACCAGCGCCUCCUGGCGACAGCAAAUCGGCUGCACAUCGAGGUCAUACCGGAAAUUGAGAUGCCAGGACAUGCACGUGCGGCCAUCAAAGCAAUGGAGGCACGCUACAGACGACUUCUGUCAGAGAACGCAACGAACGCUGAUUAUUAUCGGCUCAUUGAAGAGGGAGACCCUUCUGUCUACACCUCACCUCAGGCUUUCGACGACAAUGCUAUCAACGUCUGCAGGAACAGCACAUAUCAGUUCAUCAGCAAGGUGGUAGAGGAAAUCCAGAAACUGCAUGAACCGAUCCAGCCCCUGAAGGAGUUCCAUUAUGGGGGCGACGAAGUGGGGCGGGGAGCUUGGGUCAACUCUUCUCUCUGCCAGCAGCUUCAGAUGAGCGACUCCAUGGCCAACCACAGUCUGAAGCAGUAUUUCUUUAAGCGCGUGGCCAGCAUCACACACAGGCUGGGACUGGCGGUGGGCGGAUGGGAGGACGGCCUCAUGUUACAAGGGAACGAACCAUUUGACAGAUCCAUGGCUGAGAACCCUGAGGUGUACGCAAAUGUUUGGGACAACGUAUGGGAGUGGGGGACAAGCUCACGGACCUACACACUCGCCAACAAGAAUUUCUUGGUGAUCAUGUCUCACGCAACUCACUUGUACUUCGACCACCCGUCUGAGCCUCACCCCGAAGAACGCGGGUAUUACUGGGCCACUCGCUUCACCGACACCCAGAAGGUGUUCGGCUUCAUGCCGAUGUCAUACUACGACAACAUCGAGGAGACUAAUGCUGGUCUGCCUCUGUCCAGAGCUGAUGUUUGUGGCGAUAAGGACGAGAACUGCCCUCGUCUGCUCAAACCGCAAAACAUUGUCGGUAUGCAAGGCAACCUGUGGGCGGAGGCGGUGCGCACCUCUGAGCAGGCGGAGGGUCAACUCUUCCCCCGGGUGUUGGCGCUGGCCGAGCGGUCCUGGCACCAGGCUGCUUGGGAGACUGAGACUAACGUGACACUGCGUCUCGCCGCCAGGAGGGCCGACUGGUACUCCUUCGCUCGCGCUGUUGGCCACAGGGAGUUGCCCCGCCUGGACAAGAUGGGAAUACGUUACCGCGUGCCGCCACUUGGCGCCAAGGUGGACAGACAGCGCCUGUUUGUGGCGACCACCUUUCCAGGUCUUGCUGUCGAGUACCAAAAGGACGGAAGCGACAUCUGGGUGGAAGCAGAUGGAACAGAGAGAAUUAAAGACGAAGAACGUUUGCGGCUGAGAACCAGAUCAAGCGAUGGACAGCGUUAUAGCCGAGUGGUGGAGUUCUUCCCUGUUCCAAGGCUGCCUGCCACAUCCCAGAAAACGCUGGAGUACAUCGGCUCGUCUCUCAACGUCCACUUCGAGGUGGUGGACAACUACCAGACCUACGGCACCGACUUCUACGUGGCCAAGAUCACCCUCAACAACACCGGCGCCACCCCGAUCCCCGCCAGCAACUGGGCCUUGUACUUUCCCAGCGUGCAGUGGGUUCAGGACACACAGGUGAUGCUGCAGGGCCGGGACUUUGUGCUGCAAGAGUACAAGAUGGCGGUGUCGCACGUGCAAGGCUACCUGUUCCGCCUGGCGCCUGUCCCCGGCUUUGUCCCCCUGGGAGGCGGCGAGUCCAGGGACAUUGUUUUUAAAAUCCAGUACUGGAGCGUGUCGAAGUACGAGCAGUUUCCCAACUACUUCGUAGCUGCUGAUGGAGCCAACGGGGUGACGAUCAACAACACAGCAUCCGAGUCCCUGGACUUCGUCGCCGACUUCAGGCGCGUGAACCAAUGGAAACGCGAUGCUGCAGAUCGCUUUGACCCCUGGACCCCUGGCGCGCGCUACGACCGGGAGGCGGACACCCACGACCUGGGAACCUCGCCCUUGCCCUACCUCCCGACACCUCUCCAGUUCCAAAUGGACCGCGACAAACGAAUAGCACUGGAUUCCGAGUGGGUGAUCGCAGCAUCGUCCCAGCUAGCCGACAUCGCCACUUACUUGAAAGAUUACCUGAACGGAACCGGAAGGACUGUCCUGACCGUGCAGACGCCGCCCAAGAAGCAGUACAUCAGCCUGGAGCUGGGACCAGUGGAUGUGGCCGGCUCUGAAGCCUACUCUCUGACGGUCAGCCCAGAUGAACAAACCGUUAAAAUCGUCGGCAAGAAUUCAAGCGGUGUCCUGUACGGCGUCCAGAGCCUCAUAAACAUGAUGCUGCAAAGCGACGACGGCGCCACCCUGUUCAGCCUGUCAGCACUAGACGCACCCAGGUUUGCCUAUCGAGGAAUGUACCUGGACGUGGCGCGCAACUUCCAUUCCAAGGCCGGCGUGCUGAAGCUGUUGGAGGCGAUGGGUCUGUACAAACUCAACAAACUGCAUCUUCACCUGUCUGAUGACGAGGGCUGGCGACUUCAGAUUCCGGGUCUUGAAGAGCUAACACAGGUAGGAAGUACCCGCUGUUACGAUCCUUCAGAAGAAAUUUGCCUGACACCAGUGCUGGGCUCAGGACCAACGACUCCAAACUCCGGCACUGGCUUCUACACCGAGGACGACUACAAGGAGAUCCUUGCCUUCGCCGCAGUGCGUCACAUCGAGGUCAUCCCCGAGUUCGACAUGCCGGGUCACGCGCACGCCGCCAUCAAGGCCAUGCAGCUACGACGUCGACUGCGCUGGGAGGCCGGUGACGUCAACGCCAGCCAGUUCUCGCUGGACGAGGCCGGCGAUCAGUCGCUGUACUCCUCCAUCCAGAUGUUCGACGACAACGCCGUCAACCCCUGCCUCGACAGCACCUUCGCCUUCAUCGCCCACGUCAUGGAGGAGGUCAAACGCAUGCACAACGGGGUCAACCCUCUGCGGACUUAUCACUUCGGGGGUGACGAGGUUGCUGCAGGUGCGUGGCAGAAGUCGGACGCCUGCGAGCCGUUGGUCCAGAAGGGGGACAACCUGAAGCACGUCUUCAACACGCGAGUGGCGAGAAUCGCGGCGAGCUUAGGACUGCACGUGCAAGCCUGGGAGGAUGGACUGAUGAACGGUACCACGCCCUUUCCCCUGGAGGACAUGGCCACCGAGCAGGUCUUCGUCAACGCCUGGGACAACGUGUGGGAGUGGGGCAGUGCUGCCAGAGCCUACACGCUGGCCAACCUCGGCUACAAGGUGAUCAUGAGCCAGGCCACUCACCUGUACUUUGACCACCCUCAAGAACCUUCACCCGAGGAGCGGGGCUUCUACUGGGCCACCCGGUACACGGACACGAAGAAGGCCUUCUACUUCCAGCCAGACAACCUGUGGGCCAACGUGGACAUCACUCGCUUCGGCGAGCCGCUCACCCUGUCCACCGUGUGUGGCGACAACAACGUGGGCUGCCCCAGUCUGCUCAAGCGUGAAAAUGUUGUCGGUAUGCAAGGCCACCUGUGGUCCGAGACGGUGCGCACGAUACCACAGAUGCAGUACAUGAUCUUCCCGCGACUGCUGGCCCUGGCCGAGAGGGCCUGGCACCGGGCCCAGUGGGAGGAGGCAGGACAGGGGCACCUCAAACAGGGCAACUGGAUCCAGUUCGCCAAUGCCCUGGGGCACGCACACCUGGGGGUCCUAGACCGCCUUGGCAUAGCUUACAGAGUUCCUCCGCCUGGAGCGAAGUCGGUUAACAGCGAGUUAAAGACGAACACACAGUUCCCAGGACUGAAGGUGGAGUACAAGACUGAUGGUAGUGAGUGGGUGGUGUUCAACAGCGACAGCACCGUCCUGAAGGACGGACAAACAGUCUGGUUGAGAACCAGGUCAGCGAGUGGCAGUCGCUACAGCGCACCUGUGGAAGUGCAGGUGCAUUUCUCUGUUGUGACCUCGGGGUCACCCGGGGGUCAGCGGCCUCUGUACACGUGGAUAAACUGUCUCUCGCUAUGUGCGAUCCUACUUCUCUGUCAGAUGCUCGUGAGCUAAUGGAAACACCUGGUCACGUGUAGAGCUUCCUAGAACUUCCUUUAAACAGACUUAAUGUCUCUUGGAUCUGAAAAGUCAUUUUGCACUCAGAAAAAACAUUCUUAUUAAUUUGUAAAAUAAUUGUUUAUAUUUUUUUCGAAAAAUAAUGACUUCGUAUUAGACAUGGACGUGCCUGUAUAUCAGUUUUCUAGAACCUUCGUUGUGGCAAGCCUAUUCAGAGAACAAAAUAAGUGUUCCCUUAUGGCUUAAGGUGUACUUGAGAUUCCAUCUUUAAUUUUAAAACUGUGUAUAAAUAAUUUAAGUAGCGAUCUCUCUGUGCUCAUGUAAUUACGAACUGCAUUUACAAAAUUUAAUAGAAGGGUCAUCAAAGUCACGUGCUUCAAAGAACCAAUGGGAAUGGAAGAGGAAAAUCCAUGUUGAAGUAUCCAUAGUCUAUGUGGUGUAGUGGUAUGAAACUGAGUGGUUCAUUGUAUCUAGGGUACGCCAGUGCCUACCCCUCUCUUUUGGCCACGUUUUACCUCCCAUGAAAAUGCAGGAAGUCACGUGAUGGGUGAGCAAGGAGGGGGGUCGAGUUAUCCCAGUCCCAGGCCGGGGAAACCUUCAGCCACAAAGCUUUGACUCCUUCGUGGAGUGUGGCAACCCCCAGGGUACGAUGCCCAGGAAAGUUUACCCCAGGUCGCCUCUGAGAAGGAGAAAGGCGAUAAUAAUGUGUGAUAGCAAGUUCUCAUGUUGAUUUUAGUCUUCUGUCGUUGUUGGUCUUUAUAGUUUAUCGUGAUGUUAUAUUUUUGUUAUGCCUAUAGAACUCACCAUGAUAUUAAACACAAAAAUACAAUGU
Molecule: messenger RNA, 6390 nt
Organism: Pomacea canaliculata
Lineage: Eukaryota; Metazoa; Mollusca; Gastropoda; Architaenioglossa; Ampullariidae
Product: beta-hexosaminidase-like
Exons: 24
Coding region: 303-5555 (1750 amino acids)
Biological process (GO): carbohydrate metabolic process; ganglioside catabolic process; glycosaminoglycan metabolic process
Cellular component (GO): membrane
Molecular function (GO): polysaccharide binding; beta-N-acetylhexosaminidase activity
Source: RefSeq, a predicted model, not a curated record